AUGUUUAGAUUGAAGGCCAGUGCAAACGAUGUACGUAAAUGCGGAAUCAAAAUUGUUGUUCGACGUUUGGAAGUGAAGUCAAGGAUAGACAAGAGUUCAGUUGAUGGUGAUGAUGAUGAUGAUGACGACGAUGAUGAUGAUGAUGAUGAUGAUGAUGAUGAUGAUGAUGAUGAUGAUGAUGAUGAUGAUGAUGAUGAUGAUGACAUGUUUAGAGUACCCUUUUAUGCGAGUGACAAUCAGGAUCAGGAUUUCCUGGAGCUAAUUCACAAGCCCCUUUGGGAAAGCUUUGGAACAUCGGAUUUGCAGCUCCUUCGUACACCAAGCAUCUAUUCCGAGGUGUAG
Messenger RNA from Echinostoma caproni, 342 nucleotides. The record is from the annotation of a GenBank genome assembly. Lineage: Eukaryota; Metazoa; Platyhelminthes; Trematoda; Plagiorchiida; Echinostomatidae.